Molecule: messenger RNA, 1920 nt
Organism: Brugia malayi
Lineage: Eukaryota; Metazoa; Nematoda; Chromadorea; Rhabditida; Onchocercidae
Gene: Bma-mam-8
Exons: 13
Coding region: 1-1920 (639 amino acids)
Cellular component (GO): membrane
Source: RefSeq, a predicted model, not a curated record
AUGAAAUUUGCCUCAAUUUUCUCUCUCAUUUCCAUAGUAAUUUUCCAUGUAGUAAUAUCAAUUAACGAAACUGAAAUUCAAAUAUCAAAUCUAUCGUGUAAUUUCGAUGAUGGUACUUUAUGCAAAUGGCGAUCUGAUUCUGAUCUAUGGCUUAUUGGUGUUGAUAUACCAAUUAAUUCAUUUCAAUUUAUUCCACAUUCCUCAAAUACAAAUGGUCUUUAUGCAUAUGCAAAAGGUGGUAGAGCAGUACUAGCUGAAGGACAUUUGAUUAGUACUGAAGUGGAAGAGUAUGAUGAACGUCAGGCAACCUUAUCAUUUACUUAUUGGAAAAGUAAUAAUAUAUCCAAACUUGACGUAUGUAUUGCACAACAAAAUGCUUUUAUCUGUACCUAUACGGCUCCUGAUCUAAUCCAUAAAGAAUUGCGAUGGAUAAAAGAAAAAAUUAUUCUUUCCAAUAAUUUGUCGACGCCAUUUAAGAUUAUAUUUCGAGCGCGAAAUAUUUUUACAUCGGCAGAUAUUGUAGCUAUAGAUGAAAUCGAAUACAAUAAUAAUUCUCCAAAAGUACUUGCAUCUUUGAUUUCGAGAAAUGUUGUAUUAGAAAAGAUUUCAUCCAAUAAACAAGCAAUUUCUAAUUCAUGCCUUCCUAUUCAAUGCACAUUCAUUAAUUCAUCCUGUGCAUGGACAUUGGGAUAUCCAUGGCAUCGAUUAACAGGUAAUAUAGCCAUAGAUGGUGAAGGUGAAGGCCUAGUGAAAAGUGAUUUCUUCAUGGUUCCUCCUGAAGCAUUCGUCGAAAUGGAUGUUUGGAUGAGUGAAAAUGCUUUAUUGACUAUUUUGGAAAAUAUGGAAAAUGAUUUGAUGAUUUGGAAUCGAAAAGGAUUGUACAAUGAUGAUGGAUGGUAUCGUUUACGAAUUCCAAUGAAAACAAGCAAACAACCAGUUCAAUUGUUAAUAAAAGGAACAGUACCAACUAAUAAUUUCAUAACUAUUUCUAAUAUUAAACUUGUAAACAAUGAUGGGAAUGAAAUUAGUUGUGAUGUAAGCACUUUAAAUUUCAUCAAAUCACAAUUUAAUAAUACAGAAAGGCUAACUGCAUUUCAACAACUGCACACAAAUCAGAUAAAACCUACAACAAUAAUUCGGAAAGACAGAGAAAAUGAAUCCAUUCGUUCACUCAUCAAUAACAUCAUUCCGGCACAGAAUUUCAUUCGCAGAACAUCUUUUACUGCACCAAUGAUAAAUUCAAAUUAUACUUUAGCAUCUAAUUCGAAAUUCAAAGAAAUCCGGAAAUUACAAUUGACAAACAAUAAAAAUGGAGAAUUUUUAAAGGAUCAAUUAGGGCUUUCAUCUAAAAUCAUAAAUGAUCCUAUCAAGCAACAAGGUCAACAACAACAACAUAAGUUGAACCUUACCUCUCCACUAUUACCAUUUCGAGAGCAUGAUGGUCUUACUCCGGAAUUUGCUACCUUUACUCAACCAUUACCAGAAAAGUUUUAUGCAGAAAGUGAUUUCUCACUAGGACCAAUUAUAAAUCAAUAUAGGAGAACUAAUGCUUCGGCAAAACAUAGCAUUAUGAAAGAAUUAAACACAUUGCUAUCACAAACUGAUGGACAAUCCGUUCCGGGAAUGCAACUCCGGCAACUUGCACAACGUUUCGGACUUACAGGAAUGAAUGCUGAACAGAGUUUGGAAUUGGUGAAGAAUUUUAUGAACUUAAAAGGAUUACAGUCUAAAAUAGCAGAUGGUGAUGAUCAAGAACAAAAUAAAAAACCUGAACCAAUAAGGCCUAUUAAUGCACCACCUCAUUUUAUAUCAGGUACACAAUUUCUCCCUCACAAUGGUCAGUUGAAUUCUCUCCUCUCUUUGCUACCAUAUGAAUUGCGGAAAAAUUUUUUGGGUGAAUCGAAAAAUUUAUUUGGUUGA